Musca domestica (house fly) is the source of this 2840-nucleotide messenger RNA. Its product is annotated as polycomb protein Pcl-like. NCBI's taxonomy places the organism in Eukaryota, Metazoa, Arthropoda, Insecta, Diptera, Muscidae. The record is from RefSeq and is a predicted model, not a curated record.
CACACAACAGACCCAUGCACAUCCUCAUCACACGCAGCAACAGUUAUCUGCUGCUGUGGCGGCUUCAGGUGGUUUGUAUGCCGAUCCCAGGCAAUUACAGCUAACCUCCAGUCCUCUAGAGAAGGCUUUUUACACCACAACAGCGGCGGCAGCUGCCUUGGGAACACCACAGCAACGUUUCUAUACCACAGCUCCGGGUUACAGCCUUGGCAACAAGUCCUCCCACCGGACAUGCUCAUCCCAAUACAAUAUUGAUUACAAAUAAUUUUGCAUCGCAUCAACACCAAGCACCAGUACAAAGUCCAGAGCAACAAAGACUAACAGCUGCCUUGAAUCAAGGCAAUAUUCGAAUUGUUACCUCCUCCUCAGCAGCGGCCGGAAAUCCAAUAGCAUCAAAUUUCCAGCAGCAGCCAGCUCCUCAGCAUGUUUUCAAUUUGAAUAACUCGAAAACUUUACAACACAUUUUCCCACAACAUCUAUUGCAACAGCACCAGCAGCAGCAACAACAACAAAAUUUCCAUCACACCCCAGAAUUGUUGGCACAGCAUCAUUUCACCACAGCCCAACAACAUUUUGCGGCAGCACCAUCUGCUCAAAAUGCCGCGGCAAACACAACUCCCCUUCAUAUGCCUCAAUACUAUGUAGCCAAUGAAUCGCCCAGCAUUGGAAAUUCCAAAAUAUUGGCAAAUAUACCCAGCACCACCACAAACCAAAUGCAAGUCUCAGGUGGAGGUGGUGUUGGUGGCUCUAGUGCCGGGCCAGGAGCACAACUGCCCACAAAUGCGGGAAAUUCCUCAACCGUGGUAUUGGAUCGCAUAAAUAUAUGCAUUAAUAAUUUAUAUACCGAUACCACUUCCUCAUCAUCCAACUCCAAUUCGUUGGCCUCCACUCCGGCCCAGCAACCCUCACCCAUAAUACCAGCCAUACAACACAAGGCCAUAAUAGAAAGUGGUCCACCGCUGCCACCCUCCUCGGUCAGUUCCAGCGAAAUCUAUGAAUCAAAUGCUUUGGUGAUUGAUGAACCAGAUUCGACUACUACGGCGACCACUCCUCACACCCCACCCACAACACCCGAAAAUACUCCCCCCACAGCCUCUUUAAAUUCAGCGAAUAAAUCCCAUGGGAAUAGCAUCAGUACAACGACGAGUAACAUAAGUAGUCCAAGUACUUCAUCAUCGACGUCGGUGUCAGCAUCAAAUCCUGGCAUCCAGAGUUCCCAUAACAUUAGCACAACCAACCCAACAACACCGCCACCACCGCCGCCACCCUUUAUAAAUGGUGAAGAUGUUUUUAUCAAACGCCAAGAUGGCCGUUUCUAUUUGGGAACAGUCAUUGAUGGAGCCCAAAAUCAAUUUCUGAUACGUUUCGAUGAUAAAACCGAACAAUGGUGCAAGGCCGAGGAAAUGCGUAAACUUGGCGGUGCUGGCAAUGAUUCCACGGCACAUUCCAGCAAUCAGGCAAAAGACCAGGCCAUGUGUGUGGCAUGCAAACAACAGCAGCCCGAUUCAAAAGUGGAGAUUUGUGAACGUUGUGGCCGGGGUUAUCAUCGGAAAUGUACCCUGGAAACGUCAAAGAAUAGUGGAGUAUGGUUAUGCAAACGUUGUGACAAGCCCAUGAAGCUGGGCUCACACUCCGACGAUGAAGAGGAGGAAGAGGAGGAGGUCGACGACGACGAUAUGGAAAUUGAACCUUUACAGGUUGAGGAGGCUUGUCUUCAAUUACCAUAUGAUCUCAAUUCCCUUAGCUGGGACAGCAAACAUCGGGUGAAUGAGCAACAAAUCUAUUGUUAUUGUGGCAAAGCGGGAAAAUUCGAUCACAACAUGUUGCAGUGCUGGCAUUGUCUCAACUGGUAUCACAUUGAGUGUUCGCAGAAAUUCAAGGGCAGCCUUCUACGAGGAGAUGUCUUCUUUGUAUUCUGCUGUACGGUGUGCAACAAGGGUGAGGAGUAUUUAAGGCGCCUGCAAAUCGAUUGGGUGGAUCUGUUGCAUUUGAUUAUCUACAAUCUGUCCACCAUGAAGAAACAUCAAAAUCACAAAUAUCAUCAUUUGCUAAAGGACAUUUUCCCCUUUGCCAUGGAGAAACGUAUCAGUUUGCCCAUAGCUAAGGAGUGGAAAUCCAUGCCCGAAAAUGAAUUUCUGGAAAAACUGAAAAACACUCUAAAGGAUAAUACCGAACGUUUUGUGGGUGGCAAGGAAAUUAAAAGGGAUCACUACUUCUUUGCCCUGCGAACAAAUGGACCACCAUUUGUACAACCCAUAGCGUUGGAGAAAGAUCAAAUUAUAAAUGAUGAUUUCAUUCUCAAUGAUUUGAAACUAAAACUUCUACCCGAGGCUCCAGAAAUCAGGAUAACAACGACUGCCCGAGAGAAAAGUUCGCGGAAACGCAAAGCCUUCUCCCUUACCAAAAGCUAUGUGGAAAAACAGCGAUUAAUCGAUUCAUCUUCGGGAAAUUCUAGCAGCAGUUCGCGCUGUACCUCACUGGAUUUGAUAAUACCGCCGCCAAAAAACUUUUUGGGGCAAAAUAAUCCAUUUCGUAUGAUCACGCCCAAGAAGAGUACGGCCGGUAGAAAAUCCGUUAGUUUUGGUCUGGUCAAUGGCUUGGAUUUCAGUUCGAAUUUGGCGGCGCUGAAAACGACGGGAUUGUUUCCUAAACUAAGCUCCAAGGCUGCCGGUCAGCCGAGGACCGUGAGAACCAUUAAACGAAGACUGAGUGCCAAAGAUAUAACAAUUGGACCGAAUCAAGAAGUGCGUCGAAGGCGUAUACGCAGACAGUCAGCCAAUGUUGAGACUCAGGCGCAGUGGAAUUGGCAAUUGAAAUCCACAGAAUUUUCAUAUGUGUAA